AUGAUUGUUGAUAAAGCUAAGAUAUAUACUAACAGUGUACACGGGCUAAAUUCACCAGCCAGUCGUGUCACAGAAUUUUUAAUUGAUCCUGAAAUCAGAGUUCUCAAUAAUCUACCAACUUUACCAUACACUGAAUCUUUUAUGGUUGCAUCUAGUGAUAAUAAUGGACAACAUUUAUAUGUUACAGACUCAUAUGGUACCAUAUCACAUGUUCUUGCUAGCGCCGUAGGAAGAAAAAGUGAUCUGAUUACAAAUAUUUUGGCUGAAAAUUAUUCAACUGCCAACAAAAGUAUUUUAGGAACCAUAGAGUUUGCAUUGAAGACACUGUGCGUAAUCAGUGAACCAGAUGCUAAACUUAUUGAUGUUUCAGUUACAGCAUUUAAUAGGCCAUUUGAAGUUGUUGAUAAUGCCAUAGUGAGCCAAUUUUUAUCAAAAAUCAAAUUUUUGACAAUAGUUAAUGAUGCAGUAAAAAUGAAUGAUUUAUAA
Messenger RNA from Rhopalosiphum padi (bird cherry-oat aphid), 486 nucleotides. RefSeq lists its product as uncharacterized. Gene Ontology annotation, cellular component: proteasome core complex. The record is from RefSeq and is a predicted model, not a curated record. Bases 1 to 486 code for a protein of 161 amino acids. The transcript is spliced from 4 exons. NCBI's taxonomy places the organism in Eukaryota, Metazoa, Arthropoda, Insecta, Hemiptera, Aphididae.